Molecule: messenger RNA, 1457 nt
Organism: Microplitis demolitor
Lineage: Eukaryota; Metazoa; Arthropoda; Insecta; Hymenoptera; Braconidae
Gene: Yif1
Product: protein YIF1B
Exons: 4
Coding region: 303-1319 (338 amino acids)
Biological process (GO): endoplasmic reticulum to Golgi vesicle-mediated transport
Cellular component (GO): endoplasmic reticulum membrane; COPII-coated ER to Golgi transport vesicle; Golgi membrane
Source: RefSeq, a predicted model, not a curated record
UUAUCAUAAAUAUGACAAUGAAAGGGAGUGAUUAAGAGAUGUAAUUUGAUAUAAACAUCUGUCAAAAUCAUACGGUCUGCCACGAGCUAAAAUAUGACGAAGGCUCGAGCGCAAAAUAUAGACGCAAUGAAUGACGGGAUAUGGCGACGUACAACUUUACUUGUUUUCAUUGUACUGGAUAACAAUAAAUACUUACGGGUAUAAAUACCCAUAAUAUUUAUAUUUUUUUGAAACUAACAGUAAUUCAAAAAUAACUUUUACUAUUUAAUAGUAAAAAAAGUUAAAUUAAAUAAAACAUCAAAAUGAAUUAUAAUCACUCGGGAUCACGAAGAGGGAAACCUAAAAGGAUAUUAGAUCCUUCAGCAGGAUUAUCUGGUCCAACAUCUCAACAAACUCCGUACAUGUAUCCGCAGGUGCCUAUGAAUAAUGGAGUACAGCAAGAUUACGGUUUUAAUGUACCAGAGCAGCCACCACCAACGUACGGAUUCGCCCAGCCACCGAUGGUACCUACGAUGCAACCAACAAUGAACUCUGGUUCACCAAUGCCACCCUACAUGCCAGAACCACCUCGGGAAGCUUAUCCCAGUCCUCAGUACGCAGCUCAAAUCCUCGCAGAGCCAAUGGUUACUAAUAUGGCGAUGAAAUACGGCGAUGCACUUGUAGGGUCUGGAAAACAACAGUUUCAAAAAUAUGUGCCUGUCACUGCACUCAAAUACUACUUUGCUGUUGAUACAGACUACGUUUUUAUCAAAUUAGCGCUUCUUUUUUUCCCAUUUACGCAUAAGGAUUGGUCGGUAAAGUAUGAGCAAGAUGUUCCUCUACAGCCGCGUUAUGAAAAGAAUGCACCGGAUUUGUAUAUUCCAACGAUGGCAUUCUUGACUUACGUCGUGAUCGCUGGGUUGUCAUUGGGUACCCAAGAACGUUUCACACCCGAGCAAUUGGGAAUAAUUGCAAGCUCGGCACUUGCUUGGGGAAUUAUUGAAUUACUUGUUCACACAAUAUCACUCUACGUGAUGAAUUUAGAUACCAGCUUAAAGACUUUUGAUAUGCUAGCGUACGGAGGCUACAAAUACGUGGGAAUUAAUUUUGCGAUACUUCUUUCAUUGAUGUUCGGGCGAGCUGGAUACUUUGCUAUUUUAAUUUACUACAGUAUAUCACUUGCUUUUUUUCUCAUAAGAUCAUUAAAAUUACGCGUUAUUCCUGAAGGUCACUCUUCUUACUCUGCUACAGGUAACAAGAGAAGAUUGUAUUUUAUUUUAUUCUUCGCCAUGCUCCAACCUUUUCUCAUGUGGUGGCUCUCUUACCAUCUUAUUUCAUAAAUUAAAUUUAUUAUUUUACUUUUUUUUAAUUGUGAUCAUGUCAGUGAAACAAUGAGAUGACUUAAUUCAAACCUGUAAAGUUAUUUAAUUGAUUCAUAACUUUUGUAUAAAAAAAAAAAUACAUCAAAUUGAUAUACA